AUGAAAUCAGAAUUAAAAAAAAUGAUCAAUUCAUUGAUUUCAAGUAAAUCUUUAAAAAAUGUUAAAAUAUCAUCCUUGAGUAAUGGAGAAACUGGUAGUAUUUAUGAUAUCUUGGAAGAAAGUGAUGAUAGUGAAGAAGAAGAUCCAGAAUUAAAUACAUCAAUUGAAAGAAUUGAAUUUGAUUGUUAUGGUUUAUUUAUUUCAUCACCAUUAACAUGA
Molecule: messenger RNA, 219 nt
Organism: Dictyostelium discoideum AX4
Lineage: Eukaryota; Evosea; Eumycetozoa; Dictyosteliales; Dictyosteliaceae
Exons: 3
Coding region: 1-219 (72 amino acids)
Source: RefSeq, a predicted model, not a curated record